This is a messenger RNA of Rangifer tarandus platyrhynchus (Svalbard reindeer), 939 nucleotides long. Lineage: Eukaryota; Metazoa; Chordata; Mammalia; Artiodactyla; Cervidae. The record is from the annotation of a GenBank genome assembly.
AUGUUCCGACGCAACAAGAGGCCCUGGCUGCAAGAAGGAAGAGGGCCUCCACCAGAACGCGACCGAGCAGGUGCCUCCAGAGCCGUAAGGUAUCAGUUUCUGUUGUUUACAAGCCACCCAGUCUGCGGGGCUUUGUUACAGCAGCUUGAACAGAUCAAGGCCGCCGGAACCCCGCAGUUUGCUCAGCGCCCUGCGCCCCUCACCGCCCUCCCUGGAGCAGCUUCCAAGGCUGACAGCCCGAGCCGACCGGCGGCGGCAGCGGCUUUCGCUUUCCCGGCCAGCGUCCUCUGCCCGGGGGUCAGGUGGCCGCCCUGCGAGGUGUGCUACGCGACCCGGUCCACGGAUGAAGGUGCCCCUGACCCUGUGCGGGGCCCCGCAGGGCGGGUGACCCCGCGGAUGGACGCUCACAAGCUGCGACCCCAGAAGAGACCGCAGUGUCUGGUCCUCUCACCGACCCGGGGGGCAAGCAGGUGCGGGAUAGACCCUUCCUUUCGCCCCGAGCAGGUCCAGCCUCACCCUUCAUCAGAGAGUAUUCCUCCCUGUCUGGGAAAGAAAAGCAGCCUCCAGGAAAAUCCAUCUCUUCCACCAGCUUCAGAACCCGCUCGGGGACUGAUGCACCCCGCCCACCCCCGCCCCGACACCCCACUUAAGGUGCUCAGCGGAGAGCUGAAGGAAGGAAGGUGGGGAGAUGAAAGGCCCAGAGGAAACAGGACGGCUCGCAUUUCUGCACAGAGGGAGGGAGGGCAGAAAGGCAGCAGGGUGGCAGACAGGAAGAGUGGGGCGGAUGCCCUGAGCAGGCCGCGGGAGGACGGCCUCCGGGAGCACAGCUGUCCCGGCCGUGUGCACAGACACUGGAAGGCGGCCCUGGGGCCUCCGCCGGCAGCUCCUUCGAUGGCGGAGGUGGCAUCUGCGAGGGCGCUCGGGGCUCCAGAGCCCUAG